This is a messenger RNA of Onychomys torridus (southern grasshopper mouse), 323 nucleotides long. RefSeq names its product peptide YY (gene Pyy). Gene Ontology annotation, cellular component: extracellular region. Gene Ontology annotation, molecular function: neuropeptide hormone activity; neuropeptide Y receptor binding. The record is from RefSeq and is a predicted model, not a curated record. The transcript is spliced from 3 exons. Gene Ontology annotation, biological process: neuropeptide signaling pathway; feeding behavior. NCBI's taxonomy places the organism in Eukaryota, Metazoa, Chordata, Mammalia, Rodentia, Cricetidae. The coding region runs from base 1 to 297 and encodes 98 amino acids.
AUGGCGGCGGUGCGUAGGCCUUGGUCCGUCCUGGUCGUAGUACUGCUUGUCCUGCUCGCCUGCCUGGGAGCGCUGGUGGACAGCUACCCUGCCAAACCCGAAGCUCCCGGCGAAGACGCCUCCCCCGAGGAGCUGAGCCGCUACUAUGCCUCCCUGCGCCACUACCUCAACCUGGUCACCCGACAGCGGUAUGGGAAAAGGGACAUCCCAGAAGCUCUAUUCUCCAAACUGCUCUUCACCGAUGACAGCAAAAACCUCCCCAUCAGGUCUCGGCCAGAAGGUGCCUACCAAUGGUGAAGAGCCCCAAGCCCUCCAUGGAGAUG